Molecule: messenger RNA, 1121 nt
Organism: Amphiprion ocellaris (clown anemonefish)
Lineage: Eukaryota; Metazoa; Chordata; Actinopteri; Pomacentridae
Gene: ppp1r35
Product: protein phosphatase 1, regulatory subunit 35
Exons: 6
Coding region: 104-961 (285 amino acids)
Biological process (GO): negative regulation of phosphatase activity
Molecular function (GO): phosphatase binding
Source: RefSeq, a predicted model, not a curated record
GAACACAGUUUACUGAGGCGGUAGCUUGAAAAAAGAGGCGGAUUUGUUCAAGUGGAAGGAGCCUGGCACUGUCAUGUGUUGUUUCUGAUCGACAUAAAACAGGAUGAGUUUCUUCACCCUCCACUCCUCUUCCCCAUCUCCUCAACCUGCCCCUCUUCCACUCUCCCCCUCCUCUUUGACUUGCUGUCCUGACCUCGACCUUUCGGUCGCACUCAGCCCCACCUCAAAGACUGGCCAUGCACAGCUGAAGCCUUUGCAGCAGAGUCAGCAGACUGACCAAAUACACGCGAAGCCACACUGCCAAGGACAGACAACAAGACAGAGGAACAUGCAGGUGUGUUUUGAAGAUCCGGUGGUGGUCACAGUAACACCGGAGCCCCGCGUCACACUGACAAGACACACCCCAAUUCAGCAGGCAGUCAGAGUGCUUGGUGGAGCCCUCAGACAGUUGGUGGAGCCUCAGGUUUCAACAUCCAGUGAAGAGCCAGGAUGUCUGGAGAGGGCGGAGUUAAAUACUACUCUGACCCUGAAAGCAGAGAUUCAGUCAUUGCAGGGGGCCGAGUUUAACUCCCAGAAGGCCAUUCAGGAGACUCUGCAGAGCUCAGAGAGAACCAAAAACCUAAUCCGUGCCAGAGCUACUGAAGGUAACACACAGGUAGUGAAUGUCUCGCACUCUCAGCUUCUCUUCACCUCACUGGUAAGCAUUGAUGUGCAGGAGGAUCAGCUAAUGAGUCAGGUGUUGCAUGAAAAGCUGCUGCUGGCCCCACGCCACUGCUACUAUGAGAGCAAGGUAGCAAAAGGUCCUUCCCUUCUUUUCUUCAUAACCUCUGACCUGCUGAGACAGAAGCCCCUCCCACUAGAGGAAGAGCCAGUCAAUGGCAGUCCCUGCCCAUCGUCACACCCUGCGGACUCCACCUUUGAUCUUUACAGACGACAGAGAUGCUGGGAGACCACACCUUGAUACACACAAGCUCUGAUUUGCUGGAGGCUCUAAGAUUCUUAUUAGCCAGAUUUUUUAAUCAUCCUGUCACUGUUUUAAUUAAGAAUGUAAACUGAAAUGUCAUAUAGUUUCUAUAACAGCACAUUGUUUUUUCUAUUAAAGUUUUUUCUUUUCAAAUACA